AUGGCCCCGGAGGUGCUUAAGCGGCACUAUGGGCCUGAAAUUGACAUAUGGAGUGCAGGGGUUAUGCUCUACAUUUUGUUGUGUGGGGUUCCUCCAUUUUGGGCUGAGUCUGAGCAAGGAUUUGCGCAGGCCAUCCUCCGCGGAGUCAUAGAUUUCAAACGGGAUCCUUGGCCAAAUAUUUCUGACAGUGCUAAGAGUUUGGUCAAGGCAAUGUUAGAGCCAGACCCAAAACUUCGGUUAAUCGCAAAGCAAGUUCUUGAGCAUCCAUGGCUGCAAAAUGCCAAAAAAGCUCCAAAUGUUCCGCUCGGAGAUGUUGUCAAAUCAAGGCUUAAACAGUUCUCUAUGAUGAACAGGUUCAAGAGAAAAGCCUUACGGGUGAUUGCGGACUUCUUGUCCGUGGAAGAGGUUGGGGACAUUAAAGAAAUGUUCAAGAAGAUGGACACUAACAAGGACGGUGUUGUCUCAAUUGAAGAACUAAAAGUUGGUCUCCGUAACCAAUCCCAGCUUGCAGAACCAGAAGUUCAAUUGUUGAUACAAGCUGUAGAUACAAAUGGGAAAGGCACGUUGGACUACAACGAGUUUCUUGCAGUUUCACUGCACCUACAAAGAAUGGCACACGACGAGCAUCUGCGGAAGGCCUUCUCGUACUUUGACAAGGAUGUGAAUGAUUAUAUCAAACCAGAGGAGCUCCAGGAUGCUCUAAUGGAAGAUGGCGCUGUUGAUUGUACAAAUGUAGCAAACGACAUCUUCCAAGAAGUGGAUAUAGACAAGGAUGGGAAAAUUAGCUACGUUGAAUUUGCGGCGAUGAUGAAAACAGGAACAGAUUGGAGGAAAGCUUCUCGACAUUACUCGAGAGGGAGAUUCAAGAGCCUAAGCAUCAAGCUGAUGAAGGAUGGUUCACUGAACUUGGGAAAUGAGUAA
Linum tenue is the source of this 921-nucleotide messenger RNA. Lineage: Eukaryota; Viridiplantae; Streptophyta; Magnoliopsida; Malpighiales; Linaceae. The record is from the annotation of a GenBank genome assembly.